AGACUUCUUGCAGCUGGGCAAUAUUAGAGUGGGAAGGUGCCAAGUAACUGGGUGAUGCCUCAAGCUUGUGUCUAUCCAUCUACCCGUACUUCUAGAAAUAAUAUAAACGCCUUUUCAGGUUGUAUCCGAGCUCCUUGAUGUCGAGGAGGAGUUGGAGCACUCAGUGAGGCCACGCGUCAGUAGGAGAAGCUGCCAAGCGCCCGCUCAUCCCUCCCAUCGCACCCCUCCAGCAGCCUGUCUAUGAGAGAAUAGCUGUGUGCUGGACUGGGACCAUGCUUCUCUGACCUUUGCAUGAGCCCAAAACAAGCAUGAGGAGAAACUCUUCACCCGGUCGCUGCUCCUCUGUUGUUACUGCUUGGACUUUAGAUUGGAUUCUUUGCAUUUGCAUUGCAUUUGGAGGAUCUCUGAGCGCUUCAGAAGGACUAAGGAAUUGUGCCUCACAGCGGCCCAUAAGGUGGUCCAGGAGCUCGCAUUUUGUCGCUGUUCUAAGGAUGUGUUCCUCUGACCACCUGCUGGCAUCUGGGGUUUCGUCUCCCUUUCCUGGCAUCCACUUUCUCCAGCCCCUGGGGUCGCACUGCUGCGGCGGCUCCCGUGAGGAUGCAGCGGGCGCGGCUGCCCGGCCGCUCGGCGUCGGCGGGGACGCGCCCUGCGGAGGACUGAGCCCCCCGGCCCCCCUGCCCGCCGCCACCAUGAACACCAACGUGUGCGUGGAGAGCGGCCCCAACCCCGAGGCGCCGGGGCUGCCCAAGGACAGCCACCUGCCCGAGGGGGCCCUCAACAGCCUUGUGGAUUACAACUCGGAGAUGGAGAGGUACCGCUCCUUCGCCACCUUCUACAAGACCAACGGCGGCGCCUUCCCGCAGGCGGCCAAAAUCGCCCGCAUCACCACCCCCAUCUUCCCCAGCGCCGCCGCCGCCGCCGCCGCCCGCAUCGGGAUGUCCCCCUGGAACUGCGACACCGCCACCGCCGCCGCCGCCACCGCCAUGCUCUGGGGCAGCGGCGGCGCUGGCGGCGGCGGCGCGGCGAGGAAGCCUUCCUCCUCCUCCUCUUCCUCCUCCUCCUCCUCCUCCUCCUCCUCCUCGGCCGCCGCCGCCGCCGCCGCCUCGCUGCACGCCGGCAGGGGCAGCAUGCACCACCGGAGCGACUCGCAGCGCCUGGGCAAGCCGGGCUGCGCCCCGGGCGAGCAGCCGGCGCUGCCCAUGGCCAACAACAAUUUCCUCUCCAGCCUGGCCCCCGAGCACUGCCGGCCGCUGGCGGGCGAGUGCAUGAACAAGCUCAAGUGCGGCGCGGCCGAAGCCGACCUCAUGAACCUCCCCGAGCGUGUCGGCACCUUCUCGGCCAUCCCGGCGCUGGGCGGCCUCUCGCUGCCGCCGGGGGUGAUCGUCAUGACGGCCCUGCACUCCCCAGCCGCCGCCUCGGCCGCCGUCACCGACAGCGCCUUCCAGAUCGCCAACCUGGCGGACUGCCCGCAGAGCCACGCCUCGGCCGCCCCCGCCUCCGCCCUGGGCGCCGCCGCCGGGGCGGGGGGCGGCGGGGGAGGCGGCGGCGGAGGAGGAGGAGGAGGAGGAGGAGGAGGAGGUGGAGGAGGGGGGAGCGGCGGUGGCGGUGGGGCCGGGGCCGGGGCGGGGAACCCCGCCAAGAAGAAGCGGAAACGCUGCGGGGUGUGCGUGCCCUGCAAGCGGCUCAUCAACUGUGGAGUCUGCAGCAGUUGCAGGAACCGCAAAACGGGACACCAGAUCUGCAAGUUUAGGAAAUGUGAAGAGCUUAAGAAAAAACCGGGCACUUCGCUAGAGGUCAGAGGAGAUGAUUUCUUUUUCCCCAGCCUCCCGCCGUCCCUCCUCAACCCCCUGCCCCCGCCCCUGCAGUGCUUCUUGUCUAGCUUCAAGAUGCAGCACCCCUUUUCCGAGGCCUCCUUCAGGCUCUGAGGGUUCCCCCCCCCCCUCCCCCGGCCCCGGCCCCGGCCCCGGCCCCGGCGCCCCCCCUGCGCCGCCCGGCCCCGGCCCCGCUCCCGGCCCCGAGCCGGGGAGCCCGAGGCGGCUCCGCGCCCCCCUCUCCUCUCCCCCCGCCGCACGGGGACAGCGCUCGCCCGGCCCGGCCGUGCUCCGACACCGGUGGCUGGCUCCGGGCUCUCCUCUCCGGCUUUUCCUCUCUCUCUUUCUCUCUCCUUUUCGGUUUGCGCCGAGCCGUUUUGCUUUGCUUCGCCUUUUCGUUGGUGGCUUUUCUUUCUCCUGGUGGCGGUGGUGGCGGGGCGGUGGGGAGAAGGGCGGCCGGGUGCGAUGCACAGCGCUGGGGUGGGGGGGGACACACGGAUACAGCGCAGGCUUCUGGCCGGACUGCACCCACGCCUCUCUUACGCCGUGCCCUCGGACCUGACGAUGCGUUACUGAAUGCUCCCCGGCCCUAAAGACAGGCUGUCGAGUGUGCUAGGCGUGCAGGCAGCUUCGACGGCGCAGAAAUUUCGGGGACCGUACCCGAGCCCUGCAGACAAUGGAAGGCAAAGCGCCCCGCUGCACCCAACACGGCUGGUGGUUGAUGGCGGUAGGCAAAGGAAACAAGCGAGGGGAGAGCCUAGCAAUCACACUUAAUCCCUUGUCAUUAUUAAAAUUACAGUGUCGCUGGCGAGGUGCAUGCAUCAGAUGUGUCUGGAGGUGUCGAGGAUGAUGGAUUUAGUACAGAGGAGCGGUGCACACGGGGUGACAUCGAGAUUUGUAGUCGCAGGAAUUAGCAACUCAGUGAGAAGUCACAACUCCUUCCCCUGUCCCCAUGUGCAUGGGGCGGCUGGUGCCCCGCUCACUGCUCGCAGGAGCAGAGGUGGGGUGAGGGCCCCGGGGGGAGCAGCAGCGAGAGCCCACCCGCAGACAGUGGCACUACGCUGGGACGAAGGCAGCGCUGGGGUUGUGAGUGACGUUUGGCCGAUGGCAUUAACUCUUUUGAGGCCGGCCUCAUCAGAAUAACGGAUGAAUUUCCUCCUUUGCAAGAGCGGCCUCUCCUUGCUGGAAGUUUGUAGCUCUGCAUCCUCUUGGUGGGUUUUGUGCAUGUGUGAGGGCCCGGCAUCACUGACCUCCAGCCCAGUGCGGACCCUCCGGGUGCUGGACGGGGUUAGCAACCCGUGGUUUAUCUCAAUUACACACACACCGUGAUUGCUUUUGUAGAAAGUUUGCCAAGAAGACGCGUAGUACCCCGGUCUGAUCCCGAUGGACUAUUGUACCGAGCACAGCCCAAACGAGUUUUCUCUGGCGAGAGGUGUGGAGCAGCCCCGCGGGCCUCUCGCCAGCCUGGGUGCUGCUGGGGCUUAAGGGGGGUGAUAAAUGGCAGCUUCUGAUGGCUGAUCGAUUUGUGCAGAAAGUGAGCUAUCUCUGGGAGAGGCGCGUUUGCACGCUAUCAGAUCUUCCGAUGGGCUUGCGCGCGCCUCAGCGUGCAUCUCCAGAACUUCCUCGCUCCUGACAGAGGUGUUUGGCAGCCUUAAAAGCCGCUCAGGCGUGUUAUGAGAAUGCCGCCCAUUAAAAUUGUUUAACCGCUGCGACUAGUAAAAACCCUGCUUUUAUUAGCCACUUGUGUACUCUCAUAACCACCUGCCUUCGCGUCUUCUCUUGGCUUUCUCCCCGCCCCGUUUGCGCUCUGUCAGACGGAUAAACACACACAAGCUCCUCUGCUGCUGGGCCGGGACUUCUCUCUCGGUUCCCACUGUGGAGGAGUCAGCAGGGCAUCACCCCACUGCAGGCCGUGGCCGGCCCCAAAGCGUGCCACAGGACGCGGCUCGCCUCCUUGCAGGAGCAUCCGUAGGCCAGGAGGAGUUCCCAAGCAGAGCAACUUUCCCUUUUCGGUUGUUUCUCCUAUUUCUGCUUCUUUCUUUCCUCUAAUGGAGUAACGACACGUGGCAGUGUCACUGCUAAGGCCGCGUGUGGCAGCGCGGCGCUGGCCUCGUGGUCAGGAGCGGCGGGGCCAACAGGGCCGAGCCAAGGCAGGGGCUGUGGUGGGUUCCCCGACUGCGUGGGCAUCUCAGCCUCCUUCAUCCUGCGGCCCUGGGGAGCCAACAGGGCUGCUCUGGCGAUCCCUUGUCAUCUGCAUAGGCACGGUCCCGAGGGAAUGCAGCGAGGAUGGAGGAAGGGGUGUCCGCGGGUGGCGCGUUCGUAGGACGUGAGAGUUGGGCUCGACGUCGGCUGCGAGUCAUGGAGAGGGUUCAAAUCAGGGGCGGAACUGUGCUCAAAAGCGAAAUAAACGGGAAACAAGAAUAAUAACAAUAAACAGCAAACUGAUUGAUCCCACUGCAAGCAUCUCUCUCUUUUUUCCUUUAAAUCUGUUCUCCUGCUGCUGCAACGAAGGCCUACGAUACAAUUCUCAAGGUUACUACACCGAGUGUAAGACAGAUUCACGUUAAUACGUUCCAGUCCCCGACCCGUACAUUUUUAAUGGAGUGCUUCCCUCCCAGCAUUUUUUUUUAAAGACCAGAACUACUUUUUCCUAUUUUUCUUGUACCGUUUUCACCCUCAAAGUGUCCCAAUGCUCUAGUAUUUUACAUAGAAUGUUAUUAUUACUAGGAAAUUUUAUGUAUGGUAAUAAUAAAUCUCUAAAACUAAGAUUGACGUCACGUUGCACGCUGCCUACUUGUGUAUGUAUAUUCUGUCUUCAUGCAGAUUUACAGUUGGUUUAAAGAGGCAUAAUCUUUAUUCACCCGUGGAGACUACUUAUUUUCCUCUGAUGGGCGUACGCGUCUGUAACUUCUGCAGCAGGUUAGGAGGAUCAGGAGCCAGAUACGACUCUUUGAAGGAACCCACCCUGACUCGGGUGGUUUUUCAGGUCCUCAUUUCCAUUAGCGCGGUAGCGAAAGCAGGCGGAGGGGCUGGCUCACGGCGGCAGGGUCUGCACGGUUCAGUACCGACCUGAAAUACCAGCCCCCACACACACACCCCAAAUACCAGCCUCCAGAUCCCACCGAGGCACCUCACCGAGUCGCAUUUCGAGGGAAUUUGGGAUCCUUCCCUGGGGGUUGGUUUCCACAGAAGCGGCGCCCGGCCCUGGCCAUCUUACCACCACGCGGCCUGGUCACGGGACAGCGAGGCCAGGUUGGGUGGGCUGCCACAGGGCUCUGUGGCUAGGCAUCAGUUUUUGGGGGCCUUGGAAGAAGAUAUUUCCCCCCACUAAACAUGUUUUGUGCGCUGAGUUUUCCAUUUGACCUCUGGGGGUCCCCAGGGACGGCUCCAUGCCACAAGGCCUCUCGCUGCCGUGCUCUCCAUGCCCUGACCUCUGCCUCUUGGAGCACUCGUGGACGCUGUUUGACCUUCUGCUGUGGGACCACAUCUCGCAAGGCUUGGCGCUGCAGUCAAUGGGAGACGUGUGACUGAGGGAAGCCCUGAGGGCCCUGCAGAGCUGAGCUCGUGGUCUGCCUACGGCUCUGGCAGAUGAGCGAGCCUGAAAAACCUAGCUCAAGGGGGAUCCUCUGAAACGGAGACGGAUGUAGCCCGUUUUGCUCCUUCGUGUUUUGUUGUUUCCCCUUCUCCGUGUGAUGCUUACAGAGCAGAGGAGCUGCCCCAGCCACGUGACGAUAGCUGUGUUCAAUCCCAAAUGCACCUCGUGGAAACUGCUGGUUGAUACCGUGCAAUAGCAUCUGUGUUUUGUGAAAGGGGGACAAAAGGCGCAUUUUUUUGUUCCACAUGAAGUCCCUCCCAAAUGAAGAUCACUCUCUUAGUGCUGGGAUCUGGGACUAAACUGAACAGAAAUUAAUUAAUUCAGCAAAAAUUGUAGACCAGUCAAGGGUUGAGCAGCCUCUUCCAUACAAACACUGCUUUCUACGUGCAUUGGAACUUGCUUGCUUUAAAUCAUUGAACUGUGAUUGUUUGCCAGGGAAAUUGUCCAUAUGGUAAGGGAGGUUAACCGGUUAUGGCAGUGCUGUGCUCUGACUGCACUGAGCACUUCUUUGCACAUUUUCCUCCGUACCAAUACAGGCUGUGCAGUGGGGUUCCAGGAUGCUGCGCCAAACUUCGUUCUUUGCCCAGUGUUGUCACUGAUUCAUUUGUCUCAUUUUUCAGUCGACAUAAUGAAAUCGAUGAGCAUUGUUUAGGCUGGACAAGUGGCAUGUGUCAUGAGAAAUAUGAUGAAUGAAGGUAGAGCUUUUUCUAGAGCAGCAAUAAGCAUAAUGGGCUCUCUCUUUCUCUCUUUCUCUCUUUCUCUCUUUCUCUCUUUCUCUCUUUCUCUCUUUCUCUCUUUCUCUCUUUCUUUCUUUCUUUCUUUCUUGUCUCUGUCUUUCUUUCUUUCUUUCUUUCUUUCUUUCUUUCUUUCUUUCUUUCUUUCUUGUCUCUGUCUUUCUGUCUUACCCAAGUCUCUUUGGAAUUUUUAUUUCAAUCUGAGGAGCACAGAAGCCAGCAUGACUUGGACCCCUGUGUCAGCUACGGCACUUUUGGAGAAUCUUACCAAUGCUGUUUGUACCAAGGGCUGUGGGCUGUAUUCCCCAUGCCUUCCUCAAGCGAGGAGACAUUUAAGCCAGUGGAUACUUGAACACGGUGUUGGGUACUGCUCAUUCAGGGUGGGUAACCAUAUAGCGGCAGUUCAACACAACAGUCCCAAUUUUUGUUUGGCUGUGUGUGUGUGUUGACGUUACUGCUUUGUUGGGCCACUUUCCAUGCAGGUCUGCUUGCUAGGUUGACACCUAACACCAUUACUGAAGUCAGGGAAGACUGAGCUUGGCUGGGGAAUGAAUUAGGAUGUCAGAAAAUGAUCCCUUUUGAAUAGCAACAUCUUGGUACUACAUUUUUGUUUCAUUUGAACUCCAGGCAGUUCAAUAAAAUAGAGAUACUAAUUUCAGUACUCUGUGUCAUGCGCUUGAUGCCUAGCAAUGGCUGAGAACAAGAGCUUUCCAAAUAGCCUAAAAAUUUGUAUCAGCUGCUAGUUUUCCAGCUCUACCCAUGCAUGUGUUUUAAGAGUUUGGCUGGCGAAUAAGAUAUUUCUAAGCAGGCAAACCUAGAGUGUACACCCUGAAGCCUCACCAAAUACUGCCUAAUCCUUUUGAUCACUGUUUGCGAGGGGAAGCAGCUGCUGAUUGUGCAGGGAAAGGCUUAGGAUAAGCUUUCGGAUGUACCCAAGUGAGUUAGGAGGAAUGAGAAAGUAACUCGUGUCCCUGUAAGGAAGUCCCUGGGACUUGGCCUCUGUUGCUAACAAUUCCCAAGUCACCUACUAUGUGCUUAAAAACUGCCAGCAGAUACCUUGCUUCCUGAGGUGCACCACCAUCCGAAGAAAGCAUUUCUUUGCUUCUGUAGUGUCUGUAUUUGUUGAAAGCUCAUCUGCCCUGAAUGAUCAUACUGAACCACAUCUUGAAGCAGGCUGUUUGGCUUGAUGCUCUUUGCUAUUUGGGAGCCCAGCCUGCUGCGUCUCUUUUCUCUUCUUUUGGGUACCCUUGUUGUUUUCCACAGCCAUAUCAUGUGCAAUCACAUGCAGACACCUGUCCUGAAAUUGAAUUACGCUGUGGCGUAAUCUGGAGUCAUCCCCCAUUUCAGCAUCCCGUGCGUGCUGUUCUUUGUUGAGUUAUGUUGCACCAUACUUCAGAUGCGACAGCCAUUUAAUAAUAUUGAAGCCUUAGCUCUGCAGGGGCUAAAAAGAUCCCAGCAGGCUUGUUAACUUCUACUCUCAGACAUUAUGGGAAAUAUUUUCUCCUCCCUGGAACUCCUAGGCAUCCUCUUAAUUAAGACCAUAAAAAUCCAUAGCCAGGUAUGCGUUAAGCCUAUUGAAUUUUUUUGCAGUUUUCCAGAGUCUCGUUGUACUUAACCAGAUACCACACUGCCGAGUGAAAUACGAGAACUUGAAAGGAAUAAAAGCAGCCUGGGUCGUGCUGGAUACUGCGUUCUGAGCGGGCAGCAAACUCAUCAAAUGCCUGUUCCCUAGCCACCAUAGAGCUUUAUUCUUUCCUCUGCUCUGCAUAGUGUCUUUCCUCAUUUCAGUCUCACAAGAGAUGGCCAUUUUAAAAGGUAGCUCCUCUCCUGUCUCAGGACAGUGUUCCUUUCACUUCCAGGCUGUCUUGGCUGUGGUCUCCGCUGUAUUUCUGUACAGGAUCAUUAUUAGCUGGUGUCAGGCUUCAUUUGACUAGGAGCUAAUAAUGGGUUAUUCAGUGGUUUAGAAAGUGCAGAAGCAGCAUUAAAAAUUGAGGUAGAAGGAAGAUCUUAAUAAACACCGGAAAAUUAUGGGAAGUCCUACAGAGUUCAGGAUGGAGAUCACUGAACACAGUAGGUGAGGAGGAAAGAGCAGCCGCGGAGUGCUCAAGCAGAGGUGGAACCAAGAGCAGCUCAGGGCUGGAGAGGAUGAGCAAAGCCUCAACAAGAGGGUGCUGCUCCUCAGCUGGAGCUGCUCAGGCACCGUAGGGCGGGUGGACAGAGCACCAGAGGUGGUCUGCUGCAACGCGGUGGUGCUGGAAAUGGUGGUGAGACCUCCUGUGGUGCAAAGAAAGCAGACUACAGCUGCUGCAGCGAGCGGGUUUGCCGUUCAUCGUGCCGGCGCGGCAGCUGAAGAGCCCACUGGUAGUUGUCUUCCCACAACUUCUCCGAGGGAAGGCUAAGGCUUUGCAGAGCAGAAGGGGAUCCUAAAGAGGGUGAGCAGGGCUUUCCGCAUGCUCUCAUUGAUACGGAAGUUUCUUUCAUUCAUUUUCAUUAUUUUUUUUUCUAAAUCGAGUAGAAUUUAUGGAGAGAAUCUGGGUGCCGGGUGAGCAUGUGGGGUGGGAGGAGUUGUGUGAUCCGAACAAGUUGUUCCAGAGACGAGGAAGCGAGGAAGGCAAACGUACAGACAAGCUGACAAAUGUGAAAGAGGGAGGCAACGCUAGCAGUGAAGGGCUGAAAAUGAUGAUUUGUUGCAUGAGGACGUCUCGGGCUUAGAGGCUUCUUAGGUGUCACGUACUGCAUGUCCAAGGGAAGCCGGAGUGCGCCAGCAGUGUGCCAGUCUGCACUACGUCAACACAAGGAAUUUGCUCCAUCAACACAAGAGAAAUACCCCUCAUGUUUUUGAGUAACAUCCAUCCCUCUGCACGCCCUGGCUGCCGGUGGGGCCGCAGACAUUGUGUGUGGGAGGGAGCUGAAGAGCGCAGAAGAUAAAGGGAGGGCAAAGCGUGAUUAUCGCAGUGCUAUUGAAGGGAUCAGAAGUGGAGAAGGAGCGUCAGGGAGCAGAUUUUGUUAUGUGUGCGGACUCCAAAAUGAGUGCUAUCCAGCAAACAGAGGCCGUUUGGCUACAGAGCAAGCAAAAGAGGAGAAAAUAUAUUUGGAAGGGUCAUGGGUCUGAGUAGCUGGCCGCCAGGGAGUGGGUGGGAGAGGACUUGGUGGCACGAGCUUGGUAAUGACAUAAAAGCUGUUCUCUCUAAAUCACCAGCGUCUCCGUCCCAGGAGGCGGCGAUCACCAUUGGCUGUUUGCUUGAAAGCAGAUGUAAAAUAAAUUGCAGGUCAAAGUCCAGCAGAGUUGACGGUGUCGUGAAAAUAAUCACCGAGAUGAGUCUUAAUUGUCAUCCUUGAAAAUUUCAGAAGACGUACCAGGGAAUGAGUGGGACUCAGAGCCACACACAGCCUCAUAAAGCUCUUCCCUCCGGUUGGGAGCUGUGGUGACACGCUGCACAGGAGUUUGUCUUGCUGCUGCUCUCCUUCGGUCCGGACAGACAGCCCAUGGUGCUCACGGGCUGCAAGAAGGGAACCAGGACCUGCAGCAAGUCUCAGGCGUUGGCUGGAAAUACCUCCCAGCCCAGGUAGCUUACUGAAUGCAGCCUUUGAGUACAUUUUUUCUUCUUUUUUUUUCCUUCUUUCCUUUUUUUUUUUUUUUUUCUUAAGGAUUUGCAGAGAAACAAGCAAGCAGAGGCCAAGCAUUUAAUGGAUAUAUUUUUCACUGGCUCUUUUAUCAACAGCGUAUGAGAAAUCCCGAAGGACAGAAGCAGUUAGCUAACCAAUGAGGCAUCGUAGCCAGCGCUAGGCUCUGUGCAGGAGAAAAAAGAUGCCGAAGGCAGAGCAGCUCUAGGGGAAAGAGAUUUAAGCGUAGGUUUGGCGCCGAGAAACAUGCCUCCCCUCUGUUUGGAGACCAGUCCGUAUGAGAUUGCCAUAGCCCGCAGCAGCCGUUUCGCGGAUGAUAGAGUUGUCAGACUGUGCGUGCAAAGGCUCCUACCACUGGGUGAGGGACCAGUGGGGAUUGCUCAUUAAUGGAGGGAAUGUUAACAAGGAUAAUUCUGGCUUGCGAGACUGCGUGUGCAGGGUGGAUCCGUGGUAGGGGCUGAUGGAUGGUCUUUGUGGGGAUUUGAUCAGGGAGAAGGUGGUUGACAGCGUGUGUGGUGCUUUUCUGGCUGAUUGUCUCUGCCCGAGGAGAGCCUGCAGAAGUCACCAGCCAGGUCCUAGGUGAAAGCAGGAGCUGAGCAGUGGUCUGGAUGUUUAAUUUGUAGUGUUCUUUUGCAUUGUGGUGCCUUGGGUUUUGUGUUGCAUGAUGGUAACAAACCGCUGUCCAAGAAUUUCUCUACAAAACUUCCCUCAGUAAGAGAGCUUUCUGCUUUAUGCUAACAUGUCGGGCUAUUUGAUGCUAAUCCCCGCCGUCAGGACGAGCUCACUGAGUGACAGCUCUUCUGACCUGCUUAGCAUCAGCCCUGGCUCUGGAGUAAUGCUGCAUUACAGCGUGCAUGAGCCCCAGCCUGUCCCCGUGGGGAUUUUGGGGCGGAUUGCAGAGCGUGUGAGAGGUUUUGCUGGUGUGGCCAGUCCUGGCAUUGGUGCCGCCGCUAACACUGCCUGGGACAAAGAUGUUUUCCUUCGGCAGGAUUAGGCUGGAUUCCUUAUGGCUUCUGAUCUGUGUUUGCCAUCUGUUUUCCCCAAUGGUGGUGUACUUUUUUUUUUCUAGAUCAGAAAAGUGAAAUUGUUUACCCGUUCCUCGAAUAUAAUCUCAUAUAUAAAGCGAAAAAAAAGUUAAUAUAUAAAAUAAACUCUGGCAUGUGCUGCAUGUAAAUGAGAGGUGCGUUUGCUCGUUCUUUCUCCUGUGGAGAAACCCACAGCUCCUCAGGCUCACCCUCCUGUCCGAGCUGAGCCCGAGCAGCAGUGGGAUUCAGCACCCGGUGGCCAUGGGCACGCAUCCAGCUACCCCAUGGGAGCCUCUCGAGCUGAUCUCCGAGGAGGCAGCUGGGGAGGAGCUGGGUUUGUGAAGCAAGGUCCCAGCCGGCUUGCCGUGUCCCGUCUAGCGGGGCUGUUCGCGUUGUGCAGUUGGUGGCAGAGAAAGCCGAAUGAGUUUCCUAACCUGGAAUGUGCUAAAUCUGGUUUGUGUCAAGUACGACGCAGGAGAUACGCAGUGUGAGUGGAAAAAUAGCUGCCGGCAAGCGGAUUCAUGUCCUCUCAGAGCAAAUAAAACCCACUUUUAAAAUAAAUGUUAAAUCUUGCCUUUGGUUUGAAGGGAGCCAGGCCCGCAGCUCAGGUAUGGCGAGAGAUAUUUUAGCUUGGGCUGCAGAAACAAGCUCAUUGCUGGGUUCAUGACCCUGUCUCUAUCCAUCGAGGCCACUGAUCUGCUGGCUGCUCAGAGAGGGCUGUCACCCCCCAAAAACGUGGCUAUGGGGAGCAGAUUUUGGCUGGAGACAGUGUCUGCUGCCAGGCCGUGUCCGCCUUGCCAGUGGGGACGAGGCGGGGGGAUGCCCACGCCGUCUUUUUGCUCCUUGCCUGGAGGAAGACAUUCAAGGAGACUCUGUGUGGGCCGGGAGGUUUUCCCCACAGCCAUCGCUGUAGGUGAUGUAUAUUUAUGAGAGGAACAAAGCGGGCCGAGGACGCCGUGGCAGGCGGCUCUGUGUGGCGGCCUGUCAGGAGGCCCGGAGCCGCCAUUUUGGUGCGGGCCAGCUGUGGCCGUACUCACACGGUGCAGCUGCAAGGCAAAGAAUGGGAAAUGGGAGCGGUUUGGGGAUGGAAAGGGAGUUUUGGAGCACCAGAAUCUGCUUCUGAGUGAGGUAGGCUGUGCCUUUAUGCAGCGCCAUUUCCAGCAUGGCAGCCUCCUCAGCUGGUGGUGUGGAGGAGAGGCCAGCUCCUCUCCGGCGGUUGUGGGCGUUAGGCUCUGCAGGCAGCAUUCACAAAUGUAUUAAAAAUGCAUACGGUCACUGGUUUAUGACCAGUGGUGGUCAGUGUCUGCUCUUGGGCUGCUGAUCGAUCCCGAUUGCGUUUUGUGCAAGGACCACGACUUCCCACUUGAACCCCUUAGCCGUCAUGUAGCACUGGAUGUCUCUGUCGCCGAUUUGUCACAUAUAUGCAUUCACGUGUCUGUAUAUGUAUACACAUACAUAAAAACACAACUUACUGGUCCAAAUGUCGUGCUGUACACCCUGUGGCCUACAUGCCUUCCUUCCCUCCACUUGUGGAAGGGCUUGCAAGCAGGGAUUGUCCUCCACGCUGAGACACUCAUGUAGGGUUUGUGAGGUCGACCUUCAUAUUGUUGUUUUUCCCUAUGCAGCCAGCACCAGUCCUGCGGGGUGCUUUGGGAAAUACAGGAACAUCCACCAGUUUCUUUUGUGUUGCCAUUGGAAUUUGGGAUGCAGUAAGAACAAAGAUCCCCCAGUGCUACCGAUUUCUGUGCUUGUGUAGGUCUUGGUAAAGACAGUCAGGUAGCCCGUAUCUUGAAAAUACCUCAGCUAAAAUACACUUCCCAAAGGGUCUGGAUCAUUUCAGCCAGGACUCACGAAGAGGAAUGAGGAGUGCCACAUCUGCCAAAUAAUUUGCUGUAGCCAGUGUGUGAGUUUGCUUCUGUGAGAUGAGGGUUUUUGCUCUUGGAUCAAACAUCAAAGGGGUCUUACAUAAUGCAGCGUCUUUUAACAUUGGUAAGGUAUUAGGCCAUAAUCAUGUAGCGCUCUGAUGUAUUUUAUUAUUCUAUUUUAUUUCUGAAUGCGGCUCACCUCUACCCAAGUGAUUCCCUAGCCCUACAGAAAAUAAUGAUGAAGGCGAUAAAGUCCUCUUUCUGUGCAGCUGUCGGUUUGGGUGCACCCCAAGCAACAGCAUCCCUGGCAGGGGUGGCUAGCUCUCCUGGUUCCUCAUCUACCUACCAAAUCUUUCUGGAGGCCGUGAGGCUCGUGAGCAUCUCCAGCAGAUUUUGUAGGCUUGAGAUUGCGAAGGCUGGGGCUGGGACUGAGCUGGGCAAGCGAGCGGGCCUCCUGGUGCCAGCGUGGUGGCCCCGUGGGGUUCACUGGGUUAUUGGUCACGGCAGGUUUGGGAGGCGUUGUUCUUUAAUGAACACUUGUGCUGUAAAAAUGAAGGGCUCAGCUGUUGAAAUGAGCCUCUGGUGAUGGAUGUGUGUGUAUGAUUUUUCCACUGCUGUUUAAUUUAAGGGAUUUUCCCUGUUCUGUUGGUUCUGGUUGCCUUUUUCACCUCCUCAUGAAACCCCAAAAUGUAACACUCUCGGCUCUCUAUCGAAGUGUAUUUUUUCAAGGCGACGAUUAAAAUUUCAGAUUUCAGACAUCUGAGCUGCUCCUUCCCCUUCUGCAGCAAACGUCUGUCCCGGCGAACGCUGCCGAGAGGAGAGUGCAAUAGCAAGUUUUAAAGCAAGAAAGUCAUUUGGCACCGGGCUUGCGCAGGGAUAAAUUCUCCAUCCCGCCGCGCUUUACAGCAUUACGGGUUUCUGAGCAUCCUCCUGGGAGCCAGCCUGCCGUUUGUCAGCAUUUGCACCAGCGCGAGCAGCGACGGCUGCCUUCAACAAUGCUGAUCAGCUCCCGUCCUGCUCCUCGCCUGCCUCCCCGACGUGCGGGGGAAUCUGUCUUCCCUGUCACUCAGGAUAAUGACGCCCCGCCGGCAGCGCGCGGGGCCGGCAGCACGCUGUAAUCUCCUUGAGAGCUUCAUUCCCCAGCUGGGACUCCCGAAUUUAAGCAUGCAGGCGGUGGAUGGUGGCUGCACUUGAGCCCGGCUGUUGGUGUGCCGAGCUGCUGAACAGGCUGAAGGGGCUUUUUUGUCUUUUUGUCUGGAAAUAACCUUGGCUUUUGCAGGGGCAAAAUCUAAGGGUUUCACCUCGUUAAAUCGGGUCUGCUUUAAUUUGAGCCACCUAUCCCAUUUUCGAAAGCUUUCUUGCGUGGAUUAAUAAUUCAUUCCCAAACAGGGGGUUAGCGCAGUGGAUAUUUCAUUGUAAAUGCGUAUCUGUAAUUAGAGCUCAGCGUGCCGAUGCAGAAUUCCUUAUCUUGUAGUUUUUCAGAGGCACCCAUCUUAAACCACAGCCUUGCCCUUCAAAAAUAUGAUUCCGUGUAUUUAAAGGUCUGAAUGACCUUUUAAUCAGACACUGCACCUUUCCUUCCAGCUGAUAUGACAACGUCUGACAGUAACUCGACCUGAUGCUGCAAGAAAAUAAAUAAAGGCCAUCUCAGCUGCUAUGCCUUUAAAUCUGCCUAGCGAGCUGCGGUUUUGUGUUUGGGUAGAUGGACCCACGGAGGAGCAUUACGUUUAGUUUUCAGGCGAAGACAAUAUAUUGAGUUUAAUACAUUUGCAUGUCUGGCUGCUCUUUCGAGAUCAAUUUAGGCGUGUGAUUGCUUCCUACCACUCUGAAGUCGAGCCUCUCCCGCAGCCGACCUCCUUAUGAAUUAUGAAUCCGCAUCCCUCGCUGGAGCUCAGCAGCCAUCUUACAGCCCGCGCCGACCCGCGGGGACAGCCCUGCUGUGCCACCGCCGCUCCUCGGUGUGCCUGGGGAGCUCACUCCUGCUGCUGCUUCCUCACCAACCGCGCAGGACGCAGCGGGGGCUGGCGCAAAGGAGACUCCAGCCCUUGGGGGUGGUUGUAUCAGUGAACACCACCAGCAAAAUCAGCGAGUGUUUGCGUGUGGUUUCCCAGGGUCUUGCUUUUAGGAUGGUCUCUGCUGCUGCUGCUGGUGGGCAGCUCUGGAUGAGCCAGGCUGGCUGAUCCGGCGUCAGCUCAGGGCUGGCCCCAGCUCCCUCCCUGGUCAGUAGCUCUGGAGGAGAGCCGUGGGUCUGUACGCACGGGCUUGGAGGGCACUGGCAUCAGCUUCUGACUUUGAAGGGCAAGCAGGACCUCGCAGACACUGCCCUUGCAGGCUCAGCACCUCUGCCUCUGAUGCAUGUUGUACUUUAAAGCUGUGAAAGGAAUUGGCUUGUGCUCAGGUGCCCACGGAGGCACCCAAAUUCAGGCGGACACCGUUUGGGGGGAAGGCAGCCAGGGGAAGGAGGGAGUGGUCCUGAAGGCAGGCCCGCUCUGCCUCCGCAUCCCCUCUGCCGGGACGCGGCCAGGCACCGUGGCGAGGUUGUGUGGUUGCUCCAAAAGCUCUGUCUGGUUUCCAGGAGAUGUUUUUGCUAACAAUGUUUGCGUUUCCAUGAAUGCCUCGCUUGACUACCUAAGGAGACCGCGUGUUAGGUGUGCUAUAUGCCACCUCACGCCCGUCACGUGUGACCCUAAAGCGGCGUGUGCGCGUCUCCACGAAUCGUCGAGCUGUGUGAGGCAUCGUGCUGUUCCUAGAUAACUGAAAGUAUGCCUGAAAUGUAAAGGGAAAGAACAAGUAGAAGAAAUCGAGUGUUGUAAUGCCGCGAAAGAAAGCUUAACUUGUUUUCUUGCUUUUUUUUUAGAGAACACCUGUUCCCAGCGCUGAAGCAUUCCGAUGGUUCUUUUAAGCAGUAGUGUAUCUUAUUUUCGAGGCAGUCCGAAGUGAAUGGCAAGCUAAAGUCUUGUUUUAAGAAACUGCUUAGUCCACCAUUGAAGAAUAUACUCAGAUACUAUUUUCAUUUCUGUAUAGGGGUUUCCUCAAAAGCAAAAGACAAAAAUCUGGGAGCCUGGGGAAUUGGCCGGCUUAUUCACAUUCAGUACACUGAUUCUUUCUUUGAUGUAACUUAGCUAUACUAGUGAAGUUGUUGUCUAUUUUUAAAGUGGCUGUAAAAAAAAAAAAAAAAAAAGUUUGGGUAAACCCCUGCUAUAAAGUCAUGUAUCUUUGAAAAGUAACAUAUCUAUACUUCAUUUUCAAAUAUAUGUGUUUCAGUACUGUAAACUGUACAGAUAGCCGCUUGUAUUUUGUGUGUUUAGACACAAGGAGACAAUCAUGUCUGAGCAUCUAUGGAGAUUAACGGUUUGUACACAACGGUGUGGUUCUGCGAGUUAAAUCCGGAGCAAUAAAUCCUAGCUUUAAAGAUUAUUUUGCUAGUUGUUUAGCAGCAGCAGCAGCAACAGCAGCACUGUUUUACCAUGCAUCCUCCCGUAGAGACUUGAUGCCAAGUUUUCCAAGACAAACAGAUUGUGACACAUCCAGCAAUUACCUGCCGUCAUGGUGUCGUAAGAAGGGAAGACAUAACAUGUCAGAUUACUCUUUCCAGCACUAUAUUAGAGUAGUGGUUUAUGCACUUGCAUUGCUUCCAAAGGAGCUUUACAGAGGGCUUUCCCUCAAAAAAUGCUGUACGGUGUUCGACCCACUUUUCACUGUGCUGUGUGGUGGAUUGCCCAGCCUAGGUGGCCAUCCAACACCGCUCGUCUGUGCAAAGUCUGUUCUAGAAUGCAACACAGAGUGAGUACGAGCCCCUGGGAUAGACGAUGACUCGGCCAAAUUACCCUCCGUCUGUGGGUUCUGAUGUAAAAUUUUCAGUCAAUGGGGAAAAUGUUUCAUAAAGCCGAAUGCAAUACUUUUGGUCCAAGUGGAGUCGAUCUUUGAUCAUUGGACCGGUUCAGGUCUCACUUGCAGUUAUUUGAGAGCCUGGAUGUUUUUGCGGUAUAAAAAUUAACUUUUUUUUUUUUUUAAUUUGCAAAAAGCAAAGACCACUUCUUCCCACACAUUCCUCAGUCCGCAGAUCUUAGCUUUGCUGUCGCACCAGUCCCUUAGGCCCCCAGCAGCACGGUCUGCCAGGCUUCUUCCCACUCUAGCGCCGUCUGCCCUCCGGCAAGGCAGCGCACGGCGGGCUGUAACUCACGUGUGGUGAAAGAUAAGGAGGAUACCAAACUUAGGGAUACCCAAUACCAGUUGAUCAACACGUUUUAUUGCUUGGCUUCGUCAUACCGCUCAUGAGUGGAAAGGCCGUCCCGUCAAACUAAGCGAAGGCUGUCGUGCCACGUGCUUGACAGCUUGGCCAUUUUGUACAAGACAGGACUCCCAGUAGUGUCACAGAAAGGUGCUGGGCAUGGAAAUACUUGGCCAGUGACACACAGCCCGUCCAAAUCUCCUCUCCUUUCAGCACUUUCUCUGUUAUUUGCUCAACGCUUCAGGCCUUGGCACCCCUGGUCAUCCUCAUGUGGUGAAGCACGUGGGGUGGUGGGAGCACCACGGUGUGGGACCUGCAUGGGAGGGGGGACGCCGGCGUUGUCAGGGGAGGGAGCUCUGGGGACUGGCGGCUCUUGGGACCACUCCGGAGAGCCAAGGUCCUCCAGGAGGAGCCUCCUGGGGUCUCACGUGUGUCAGCAGGGCAGGGGUGGGCCACGGUACCCGGAGGAGCGCGGGCGGGCUGGGCUCAUGUCCACGUCAUUGCGUUGUGUGACGCCGUGCCAUGGCUUCAGGAACGGGAGCGCCAUGCUCGAAAUGCUUCUGUCACGGUGCCCCCCGUAGAGUUUGUGCACGGAUUUCUUUUGUGUUUGAGACUUUUUGGUUAGGGCCUCUGUUGCUGACCACUAGGCCGAUACGAGCUCUGUAAGGUCUUCUCUACCGAAAUGCUGAUUGACUUAUCAACCGAAGCCUUAUUUGCACAUCUGGCUGGUAAGCUUGCCUUGCUUUUUGGAAAAUUGUGAUCGCUCUUACAGAAGUAGAGACAAAAUUAAGUUCAGGCUACAUUAGGUGUACAAAGAAUAUUCAUAGCAAUGUACUUACUGUCUGAUACCCUAAUGUUGCAUGUCUUGAUGUGCUUUAUUUUUUUUGUUUUGUCAUUUUGUUUUUAAAAACUGAUGGAUCUGUAUAUUGUAAUUGUAGUGUUUUACAUGUCAAUUCAAAAUUGUUAAAACAAAACAAACAAAAACAACAAGCAAACCUGUUAAUUAUUGAAAACGAACAAGAGUUGAUUUUUCUUUGAUUUUCCCGCGUGGUUUUCAUUUCGGAUGUUGUUCCUUUACACCAUCACAUUUAGAUUUAUGUGAUGUAGUGGACAUAGAGCGUUUUGGUUAGUGAUGUUCAAAGAAGGAAAUCCUUUUUCUGGCCUUCCCUCUCCCCCAUUGUAUGCAUAUUUGUAAAUCAGAAUUUUUUUUUUCAGGUACUAAUAAUCAAAUUUGCUUUUCACAAAGACCAAGAACAUUUUCCAGUAUGAAAGUUUGUCCUCCUCUUUCAUUCGCUCGUCACAAAAAAGAGGUUAAAAAAAAAAAAAAAGAACACAAUUUUGCAGUCUUUUAGGUGUGAACAUUAAGGCUAAUGGAAGCAUUGUUGGCAUACCCCAGAUAAACGUGUAGGAAAAAUGGUAAGGCUGAAAGGGAGGCACGUGUACCCGUUCAGUGAAUUAAUAACAGACCCUCCGUACGAGGGCAAAUGCUCCCUUCCGUGCAGAACCCCUGGUAUGUAAGUCAUGGAAUUAACGUUAAAGAAUACCGAGUUUUUAAAUGGGCCAUAUCUGUAAUCAAAUAAUGAAGAAAGAAAGUAGUUAAAUGAACAUACCAUUCAGGGUCGAAUACACUCAGCAAAAAGCAGUAGUGGGUCUUUGAUCAUGGUUAGAUGCAUAGUGAUAUCAAACAGUGGGUUCUCAUGUAACAGCUAAAUGUUUCAGAUUUUGUUUUUAUUAAAUUUGGCAGUUUCACGCUGAGCUCUACUGUAUUCUUAGUGAAUAAAAGACAGCUCCUAUGUUAGAAAGUACUCAAUUUCCACAAUUGCAGGGAACUAUAGGAGUUUUUUUUUCAGAAACACGGGCCGCAGAAAUGUACUCCUUUCACAGUGUUCUCCUAUUUCUGAACUGUGCAGUUAUCUAUUAAAUUUUCUAAUAGAUAUUUGUGUAAGGUGUAUGUAUGCUUGUGCAAUUAUGGAAAAAAAAAAAAAAAACGGUUUUGGAAAACAGUGUAUUUAUGAAAAAAAAUAAUCACUUAUGGGGCAUGUACAAAACUGUAUAAAAACAUUCAAUUUGCCCAGUAAAGUUGUUUUUGUGAUAUUUCUGUGUUGUUGAAUAAAGGACUUUAGUAUUCAAAAUAUCUCUCUUUUUCCAUAAACAGGUUUUGUUUGUGGGAUCUUAAACAGUGAAAACUGCUUUUAAAAAAAGAACCCUCAGAGUGAGGCAGAGGGUCCAAAAGCUGACCCCAGUCACAUGUUUGGGAAUGAAUGCUUAUGAAGUGACGGUACAACAGCUACGCGACCAAUUCCUUCUCAAUUGGCAGUCGAUGGACAUCCCGUAAGCUGUGUACCUGCAGGUAAUGCUGUGCUCUGAGUUGUUCAAGGUAGCAGGAAAAAAAAAAAAACAAUCCCUUUGUAAAACUAGGAGCGUGAUGUUGAGAUGUGGAGGCUACAGAAAGGGUCGUGAAGUGAGAAGUAAGACGGACUCAGCCCUUCUGUUGUGCAGGGAAGGUGGACCAGAGAGGGUGACGCGACCACUUAGCAGUUACCUUGGUAGGGAAGAGUGUGUGAUGGUGAAACCUCAUCCGUAACUCUGGCAGCAGAACCUAGUGCUGAGGGCGGGGUGUCACGGCGCUCCUGGAGCAUCGGGGAUUACGAGCGUGGUUUGUGAAUGGUGGCGAUGCCUUGCUCUGUGUUUUACUGCUGCUCAGUUCAGUUCUGCUCUCUGCCUGCCUUGUGAGAUGCACCUAGGAAAGGAAUCCGUUUCCUGCUCCCAUUUCAUUUCCCCGUGCUACAGACAGGCAUUAAAACAACUCCAGAGAGGUGGGCAGGCACAGCACCUGGUUGUCCUUGCUCUGUGAAUAUGCCGUGCAUGAACGUAACAGCUCGUGUGUGCCAGCGCGGGACUGGGACAGGGUGUGCGAGACGAGGUAGGUCCUUUGGGCCAACAGGGUCCUUCGAUCCCAGCUGACUUUCCAGGGAUCUUUUGUUUUCUAAAGGAAGCAGCAAAACCAAAAGGAACAGGGGUGGAUUUUUCGCUGAUCCUGGCUUCCUUCUUCGAAGCCCGUAUGGAUAGAUGCUCUUGCGAGGCCUGGGCCGCUCAUUAGACAAUGCCAAGAGUGAGCCUCGAGUUGUGUUUGAAGAGGAGGAAAAGGGCUGCCAAGUUGCUCAGGCACCAUUCAGUGAUCUCUCUGGAUUAGAUACAGAAUUCGCAGGGAGGAAAUGUGCUAAUUUUGUGAGAUGGUCGAUUUGGAAGCAGGAAGAGGUCUCCGAGUUCCUAUUCCUUUAAUGCUUUCUCUUUCAACUAUUUUUCCCCUUGAGUAUUGUUUUAUACCAGUCUGAAUGAAAAACGUCCCUCAGCUCCAGAGAAAUACUCACCCCAGAUAUGAACCCUGCAGUUUAAAACUACCUUUAGCUUUUUAUAGCUUUUAUUUUUUAAUUAAAAAAAAAAUCUAAAAAAGAAAAACCAAUCCAAACAACAAGCAGGUAAUUCUUCAAAGCCCAAACUGACAAACUCAUUACUGAGACUAUUAAGAGGAAGGGAAAUAUCCUUUUGCGUGGAAGCUCAAUUCUUCUAGGCCAUGCUGGACUCAAUUUGUUUUUGCCACCAGCCAUUUCAGCUCUCCCUGAUAUUUCUCCAAGGAACAGGUCUGAAAUUAUGAAUGGUCUAGCGGUGCAAAGCAACGCGCCUUCUGGGAGGCCCCAGUCCUCCUCGGAUUCCCAUGGGCUUUGCUGGAUAACUUGUGAAAUUUGAGAAAGUUGCGGAGGUGGCUUUGUUGUAAGUUCUACCUUAGUUUGAUGCCAGGAUCUGCUUGGUCACCAGUGUGCAGAGGGCAUGGGUAGAUGGCCCUAAAGUCUAGGAAAAUAAGAAACGCUUCUUGUCGGUAGAAUAUACAGUGACAUUGGAGACCACCAGCCCUCUCUGAGGAAAGAAAGGUGAAGUUCAGCAUCACACAGAUAUUGGGAUCUGCCCCCACCCUGGCCUUGAUUCCCUUUGCUGUUUGGUAUUUAGGAUGGACGCGGUUGUUGGGAUAGCUGGGUUCUCUGGAAAGGCGGUUUUGCCUAACAAGAGUAAAGGAAAUGCAUGUAGCGAGUGGUAAUCCUGUAAGACAAGUCAUCUAGGCUGCCUGAAUAAGCUGUAAUGCUCAGGAAGUAAGCGCCUCCAUUCUUCUUUGAAGUUUUCAAACUAUAUUAAGGUGUUUUCGUGUUAUUUUUAAUAUAAUAAACAAGGAUAGUUUGUAAUGCUGCUGCCCAUUCCCUGAAAAGUGGGUUUUAGACUUGAAUCCUCAUGGCUUAAUUUCCCAACAAACUUUGAAGGCACUUCUGAGUAGACCAAGAUGUCUAAAUCUGAGUGCCCUGUGAGGGAAGCUCCUGUGGUUGGGGAUUCAUUGGUCUGUGUAAGCCACCCUUGACUUGCUGAGUGAAGGAUCUGUGCUAGAAAAUAAUUCAUCAGAAGCCUCGUAGGAAGAUCUUCAGGUGCCGCCACGUCAGUCAGAGCCCAGACUAAUUACUCGGAGCAUUUUCCCCCAGCUCAGUUUAUCGCACUCUCUAGCUGAGAACACCUUUCUUCCCUCGCUCCUUUACAUCUGCCCUCGUCACGGAGUUACCAAUGCUAGCCAUCUGCGCUUCUUCGGGGAAAAAAAAAUAGAAGAAAUGCAGAUCUAAGGGGAAAGAAGGUUUGUGUGUCGAGACCGUGACUGGAAUAGCUCGGUCCAUGUGGCUCGUAGGAAGCUCUGAUUUCUAGCUGGGGGUGUCUGAGGCCACCAGGCUCUGUGAGAAGUAGCUGAUCUAUGCAGUGGGCUUCGUCUCCUUGGUGCCUGCGUUUUAGAGAUGCCUAGAGCUGGAUAUCCAUGCCUAGAGAUGGAGAGUCAGCUUGCCCGGCUGCCGUGUUGACCGAGGGUGUGUGGGUUAAUGCAGAGCUAUGGACAAGUGGCUUCCAACCUGUUCGGGGAGAAUUAGUGGGUAAAUAACCUUGUCUAAAGAAAUCUGCCGCCCAGAUUAGGAACUGUGAAUCUAAUUACUGCUUUCUGGUAUUCUGCUCUGACUUGUUUUGCCUUUUUAUCCCAAUUGUUUGCAUUCCUAGAACUGAUUUGCCUUUUUUGAUGCAAUGCCAUGUGACCUGCUGAUUAAUUUUUGUGAGCAAUCAUAACCUCCAAGCUAUGGCUGACUUGCUAUCUUUUUAUGCUAUGCUCCAUAAACAUUCAUUCAUUUCUUAUGAUUACUGUGUGGAAACAGACUUUUACAGGCUAAUAAACUUGGAUUUGAACUGUA
This is a messenger RNA of Anas platyrhynchos (mallard), 22149 nucleotides long. Lineage: Eukaryota; Metazoa; Chordata; Aves; Anseriformes; Anatidae. The record is from RefSeq and is a predicted model, not a curated record.